GAAGGGGACUGUUUUAUGUUGGUUGUUUUCGUUCGUUUCUACUGUUUUUCUAUACGACGGCCGCGCUUGUGCCUUCCGUUGAUCCCCGGGAUUCGUGUGACAGGAAAGUGCAGCUCAUACCACUCACAUCCAGUCAGUGAACAAGAGAGGGCCAAUCGAGGUAGACAACAUCACAUCAGGUGCAGGUUGUAUAGGGACGCGGAAAAUUGAUUUUUCCCCUUUCUAAAUCGUCGUGCGCUCGUCGUGGUGUGUGAAAAGUUUUCCGAUUUGUGAAAAUCCUCUUAAUUGGCGUUUUAAAUUGUUUUUGAAUAAUCAAGAGUGUUUUGUCGUUCACCAACCGAGAAUCUGCAAAAAAGGAAAAUGGAUGCGUUAAUCGAUGAGGUGGAAUCACUGGAGGCCAUCCUGAUGGAGGACGUCACCAUCCACCGGAACGACAGUGGCAUUCCAAGUUUGAUCGAAACCACGGUGUUUCCGACGGUCGGCGAGGAGGUCGAUAGCCAGUACGUUUGCAUUACACUACAAGUUCAACCGGUCAACGGCUAUCCGGACGUGAAACCGAUCAUCAAACUGAAGAAUCCUCGCGGGCUGGACGAUCACUGCAUCAAUACGAUCGAAGCUGCCGUUCGCCAGAAGCUGGACGAAUCUCUCGGUCAACCUGUGGUGUUCGAUUUGAUUGACAUCAUUCGGGAGCAUCUGACCGAAAGCAACCUACCGACCGGUCAGUGCGUAAUUUGCCUGUACGGAUUUCAGGAAGGGGACGAGUUUACCAAAACCGUCUGCUACCACUAUUUGCACAGUCACUGUUUGGCGUGCCAUUUGAAGGCUUCGAAGCGCAACUACGACGAGGAGCUGGCCAAGAUGCCGGUCUGGAAGCAGAAGGAAGCCAAACCGUACCAGGCUCAGUGUCCCGUUUGUAGGGAAUCGAUCGAGGUUCAGGUUGAACCGUUGAGUAAGUGUCGGCCGCCAAGCGAGCUAGCCAAUGCGCCCCGAUUCCAGCUGACCGAUGAGCUGAAAGCAUUGCAAGUGCAAAUGAACCGGCUGUAUAUGCACCAGAAGAGCCGUGGGGGUAUUAUCGAUUUAGAUGCCGAGGAGGUUAAUGUAAUUUCCAUCGAAACUGAAGGUGGCAAUGGGGAGCAGGCUUCGAAAACAUCUAAUGGUUCCAAUCAAGAACCUAGCGAGAGUUCAACAAAUGUGAGCACGACGCAGAAAGCAACGCCGGUAGCAAACUCCACCAGCCAUGAUCGUGGUCAGAAUUCGCGCCAUUCAGGAGCUGGUGGAGCUAAUAAAAAUCGAUCUUUGAAACCUCAAAACGGAAAUGUUACUACUCCUGGAGCAAUCACUCAAAACGAUAACAGCACUGCGGAUACCUCUAUACAACCGAGUCAUCCUCGGGGCAGUGGUGGUGGUCAUCGUCAUCGAAGGAAUUACCAGAAUCAUCGACACCAUCACCACCAUAAUCAUCAUCACGGUCGCGGAGGAGGCGAAGGCAAGGGAGCUGAAUCAACAAGUGCUGCCGCAACAACUGUCAAUGGUGGCCAGAAACACUCCAACAACCCCCACGCAUCCGGUGGCAGGUGACAAUUGUUGCCCCCGGAAUUCGCGGCAGGUUGGAGCGAUCAGCAGCUCUCGGCGUUGAACCGGGUAGAGUUGCAUUCUAUCCUCCCACACACCCAGAACAAUUCACGGCGGUUCAACGCUCUCAACCAUCCGCAGUCAUCAACGAAUGGUCCGCUGAUGGAAGGAACAUUACCAACCCAAAGACGGCUGUUGUGGAUAUAACAUUUCGCCCAAGGUAAGCCCGUAUCAGCCAUAAUAGCACUGCGGAACCGUUUCCGGCUCCGGAUUAAUCUUCUCUGUCAUAUGAAUAGCGUUCAAAUUUGUAUUACUCUAUUAACCGUGUCUAAAGAUAUCGCUAGUAUCAACCGCAUGGGAGUCGGUAUCGACUGUGGCAGCGCAAAAUAUUCUAGCAAUUGUAAUAACCAAUCCACUUGUUCCACUGUCGCUAUUACUACUAACACCACUCUUAGAACAAAAACUACAAUCAAGUCUAUCACGUGUGAAGAUAUUAUUAUUGAUAGCAGCCAAAGGUGCAGUAGCAAGUCUGUUCGACUAAUUAGAAUAUCGUGGUUUUGUACUUGUACAACAAGCGUGCCAAAGGUCGAUGAUCGAUUGGUCCAACAAAUUGGCCAAUCGGAUGGCGAUGGUAGACCCUUCAAGCACGGGCUCAGAAGGCUCUCGGCAGCCUUGUUCAAAAUUGGUUCGGUUGCUGCUCAGAAAGCAGUAGCCCUUUACUUUCAUUUGACUGCGCUCGAUUGUGAUCUUUUAUAACAUUAGGAACAGUCUAGGGUUGCUUACACGGUUCAUGAUAUCAAGAGAUUAAGGCUUCACAUGUAAAGUUUUAGACUGAAUAGGCGCUGAACUGUGUUAAUGAAAUGUUUAUGUUUGAGUGGAUAUGAUUUAUGGUUGAUCAAGCUUUUUCAACGGUUUAGGCCGAGAAACGUUUUGAUAUCGAAUCGCCUACAGUAAAGCUGGAUUUUCAUUUGAAUGUGGUUUGAAUUGAUAAAGUUUUCUUUUUUUUUUCUUUAAAUAUAAUUCGUAAUUUAAUUUUUCUUACAAUAUAAUAAUUGGCAAUCAUCUUUUAUUUUUUGUUGUUGUGGAAUUUUAAGUUUAUCAGGCUUAAUUUUAUAAGUCAUAUUGAAUUUAUUUCUUGUAGAAAAAAAAUUCUUACAUUAUUUUUUCCAGAUUUCUCUGUAAACCUGGUUCAGCAAUCUAUACAUGUACCGUUAAGAAAACCGACUGUGUCCAUUUUGUGUAAACGAUGUGAUUGUACAGUUAAGUUAAACGUAAAGGAUUUGUUGUUAUCAUGUACAAAUGCCGUCUUUAGGUUGUUAUAUUUAUUUCUAUCAUCAAGAGAAAACUAUAUCCUAUUAGGUAUAUAUUUAUGAAAAACAUUUGCUUUGCAUAACGAAUAAAUUAUUUCGCAUAUGUAUACCACACCCGAUUGUGGGACAAGAACUCGACGCGAAUCGCUCUAAACCGGGCUACAAUCACAUCUCCUCGAUGUUCUAAUUCAGCAGAGCAGCCUAAAAAAUAAAAGCUAUUCCUCUGUGAACCAUCUACGAACGAUUAUGCUCACUUAUUGAUAUUAAUACAACAAGCACAACAUUCCAUGUUACAAUUCGAAGUGCAAUGUAUGUGUGACAUCCAGAUAUUGAAAGAAAUCUACACCUUCAAAAAUAAAUCAAAUCGAAUUUAACCGAAAAUCAUGUAGAAUUUGUAAUUAGUUCGCAAUUUGAGCGCUUUGAAGCGUGCCAAAAUCAUACCAAAUUUUACCUAAUCCUCAGAAAUGGUCAAAAUUUUGAAACUGAUACGGAUAAAAAACUUUGAAAAAGUCUAUUACAUGUCGCCAUCAGCUAUCAGUUUCAUUAAGAUUGUAAAAAAAAAAACAUUGGCAAUGAUCAAAUCAUCACAUCAUAUGGUAGAGAACUCCUGGGCUUCUAUCCGGUAAAAAUGAAUGGACCCGGCAUUAUCAAAAAUAUCUUAAAAUUGUAACCAACUGAUAGUAUACAAAAAUAAAUAAAAUAUUUCGAUUGAGCUGGAUCAACAUACUAAUAAUAUGAAGGUAAACCAAACCAUACGAGCAAACUAUGCAAAACAAUAGAAACCCAAAGUCAAACAACUUAACCGGUAGUAGUGGUUCGAUUUCAUUGUAAUUUCAGUAAAAAUAAAAUCAAUCUGACGAAAUACUCUAUCAAGAAUAA
Molecule: messenger RNA, 3761 nt
Organism: Uranotaenia lowii
Lineage: Eukaryota; Metazoa; Arthropoda; Insecta; Diptera; Culicidae
Product: E3 ubiquitin-protein ligase RNF25
Exons: 4
Coding region: 361-1578 (405 amino acids)
Biological process (GO): protein ubiquitination
Cellular component (GO): nucleus
Molecular function (GO): ubiquitin protein ligase activity; protein binding
Source: RefSeq, a predicted model, not a curated record